Molecule: messenger RNA, 1779 nt
Organism: Achroia grisella
Lineage: Eukaryota; Metazoa; Arthropoda; Insecta; Lepidoptera; Pyralidae
Product: vasorin
Exons: 3
Coding region: 144-1415 (423 amino acids)
Cellular component (GO): extracellular matrix
Molecular function (GO): protein binding
Source: RefSeq, a predicted model, not a curated record
UCUAGGUAGUGAUAAGAUAUUGUACAUUCAUAUCAAACUGAAUGCUCUAUUUUUUGUUAUACGAGUCGAGUAGACAGUGCGUUUUCCCUGAAGAAAACAAUGCACACCAACAUUUCGUGUGAACAUGUGAUAUAUCGUAAGAAAUGGAGCUAAAAUACAGUGCUCUCUUUAUAUUGUGUGUCGUUGGGAGUGCUUGUGGUGAACUAUGCCCAAAGAAGUGCGACUGUGAUAUGGACGAUGGGUUAAAUAGAGCGACGUGUAACAAUCAGAACAUUGUAAAUGUUGAUGUGGGUGUGCCGAAAAGUGUUCAGAUGUAUAGUCUUAGCCACAAUGCCAUUACUGAAUUGGAAAAUUUCUGCUUCAAGGAUAUUGGCUACACUUCGCUGAAAAUUUUAAUUUUAUCCUACAAUCUCAUAUUCUGGAUUGGAUUGCACGCAUUUAAUAGUCUAGGAGAAUUAGUGGAAUUGGAUUUGAGCUACAACAGGCUGAGAGACAUUCCGUCAGAUUUGUUUUGGGACACGCCACAUCUUGACAUUCUCGAUUUGUCGGGAAAUGUUUUUGAGACGCUAAAGAAUGAACCGUUCAUAAUUCACGAUAAAUUGCAGGUGCUAAACUUACAAAACUGUAGAAUCAAGUCAUUCCCGGAAAGAAUAUUCAAGCGACUGCCAAAUUUAAAAAAGUUAGAUUUAAGCGAAAAUUAUGUAAUAUCCUUUAAAAGCGUAGUGCUUCAACCACUGACUAAGCUAACUAGGUUAGAAUUAAAAAAUGACUAUUUAAAAUGCAGUGCAGAAUUCAUAGUCACAGAAGCAUGGAUCGUGUCACGGGACAUAUCAUAUGUAAAACUUUGUAAGAAAUCAAAGCCAAAAAUGUUUGAAAAAAUUAUAUCUGCAGUUGUUGAGAAUGAUCCAGUCGAUGUAAAUGAUGUAUGGAAUAUAACAGAGAUAAGAAAGAAAGACGAAAACGUCACAAUACCAGUAGUCGUAACCAGAGCACCGACGCUAUUUGAAAAAUUUGACAAAGACUUUCCGGCGUUCCAAGCUCUUCUUAUGGGCCUCGUUAUAGGCUUAGGAGUUGGAAUUGUUGGUACCUAUUUAUGGCUCUCUGAAGUUUGUAAAUGCAAGUGUAACUUGAAGACUCGGAUGAGAAGACAAAGGCGGAUAACGCAAAGAAUAAGCAGGGAUGAAGACAUGAGUACAAAUUUACUGUGGUACAGCGCUGUUAAUCCAGAUUUAGCAACGCCUCCCCAAAUACGAAGAGAGCUCUCUCUCCCAGAUGGUAGCACAUCAGUUCGAACGCGAGUUGCAGUAGAUGCCGUUCGAUUCCCGGAUCGGUGCGAAACACCACCGCCACCUUACAACGAGUGUCGCAUCAAUGUCAUACAUAUUAGAGACAAUCAAAGUGUAGCGUACAAUUGACGUCACUGAUAUAUUUAGUCAUUUUCAUCAAUUAAGUAUUUUAAAUGCUAAGUCUGAGUUUAUUGGCGGUAAAGAAAACUAAGGGUUUGUACCAAAUUGACAAGGUACUAGAAUCGAGUGAUAGUAAAGUAUUUGUUCAUCUAUCUAGUUGUAGUAUUUUUAAUGUUAUUGUUGUUUAAAAAUAAAGUUAAAUCCUUUUUUAUUGAAAUAAUAACUUUUUUUUACUGAAAUCACGAUAUGUACAGAUAUACAUUCUGCGUAUGAAAUUAGAAGAUUUAUUUUGAGACAGUAAAGACUUGAAGUGAUUAAAGAUUAAUUGAAUUUUUUGUCGAAAUUUACAUUUUGUGCUUUAAAAUAAAAUACU